AUGUCUACCAACAAGUCCUUCUCGUGGCCCAACUGGCCGGACAUUACGGAUGAUGCCACCACUCUCAAGCACUACUUGGACGACCCUGAUUAUGUUGCCGCGAAGCAAAAAAUCACUCAGAUGUUUGGCCAGGAAAGCCUUGUUCAAGGAUGGAUUAAGACCUGUACGGAGCUGGAAGCCCUGGCUAAAGAGGUUCGAGAGAAACGGGAGGGGAUCUUCCCAGUGAUUGAGAUGGAGGAUAUCGCCCGGGGUCUCGACGCGCCCGAGAAACUGGACGAGAUUCGCCGAAUUGGAAGCUUUAUUGUGAGAGGUGUAAUUCCCUCUUCAGAGAUUGAGCCCAUAUUUGAAGACCUGAAAGAGUAUAUCGCCACCAACAAAGACGAGAUUACUGGCUAUCCUCAUGAGAACCCUGCCAUCUACUGCGUCUACAGCUCACCGGCUCAGAACAAUCUACGUAGCCAUCCUAAGCUUGUGGAUUUGAUGCGAUGGGCCAACAAUCUUUGGGAUUACUCCGAAAGUGACUCUGAUACCUCGCCCAACCCUUUGGUCUAUGCGGACAGAGUUCGUGUACGCGCACCGGGUGCUGAAUUUCUGGGGCUUGGUCCCCAUAUUGAUUCUGGUGGCCUUUGUCGAUGGACUGAGCCAGUAUACCGGGAGGUGUAUUCCGAUAUUUUUUCGGGAAAUCUUGAGGGCCGAAAUCGAUAUAAUAUGAGCAAGCGCAAGGAUGCAGAUCAGGGAUUCUAUAGCAGAUCAGGAGAUCUUGCAUCCACUGUCCUAAGGAGUUUCCAGGGCUGGACAGCGCUCACUAAAACAGCACCUCAAGAGGGAACCAUCUUGCUCUACCCUAACGUUCAUUUGGCAAUUGCCUACGUUCUCCUACGCCCUUUCUUUUCCCCACCAGCCGACGAGACCAAGAUCAUGGACCCACAUGAGUGGACAUUUGAUGCGAGCGGUAGCUGGUUCCCCGGAGCCUCGAAGACCGGUGGGCAAUGCCUAAGCCCGUCCUCCCAUCCCCAUUUGCGCUUGAAAGAGUGCCUGCUUCACGUCCCCGCAUUGGACGCGGGUGAUACGGUUUGGUGGCAUUCGGAUGUAUGCCAUGCGGUCGAUCCCGAACAUGUUGGAAAUAUCGAGGCAAGCGUUGCCUAUAUCGCCGCUACCCCGACAACUAGGAUCAAUAAAGAGCACAUGCGCGGUCAAUAUGACAAGAUGGCACUGGGUCUGGCGCCACCAGACUAUUCUGAUGGGGUAGACGAAUCCAAGUUCAAAGGAUUCCAGGGGUUUGAGGGCAAGGAGGCGCUAUUUAAAACAUUGAUGGGGUACUAG
Molecule: messenger RNA, 1323 nt
Organism: Penicillium cataractarum
Lineage: Eukaryota; Fungi; Ascomycota; Eurotiomycetes; Eurotiales; Aspergillaceae
Exons: 2
Coding region: 1-1323 (440 amino acids)
Source: RefSeq, a predicted model, not a curated record